AAAUAUCGAAUAGAUAGUUCAGGCUGUGAAUGAGAGAUGGCGAUUGUCGCUCUAGAAUAGAGGUCGUGCUGUUGAAGAAGAAAGAAGGGGAGAAAUGAUGGAUGAAAGGCGACAGGGCUGGAAAAUAGUUCAAGUGGGAGUGGAGGGGCUUCUGGCUUCCGCUGUCUUCUUGUCCCACUUUUCUGUGCAAAUCCUUGGAUUUGGUUGCUUGUGUUGGGUUUUUUGGGUUUGGUGCCUUGAGCUUGGGCUUGGGCUGUGUUGGGUUUAUAAUAGACGGUUGGCAGCCAGCCACAAAUUCAGAGGCUUUACGGAUGAGAAAUUGGUGAUUAUGCAGGCUUGUAAUUGACGGGCGCUGUUCAAAGUCCGUAGAUUCGUGAACAUAGAUAAUAGCAAACUUACAG
Molecule: messenger RNA, 401 nt
Organism: Fusarium oxysporum Fo47
Lineage: Eukaryota; Fungi; Ascomycota; Sordariomycetes; Hypocreales; Nectriaceae
Exons: 1
Coding region: 95-346 (83 amino acids)
Source: RefSeq, a predicted model, not a curated record